AUGGAUAACAAUGAGCUCAUAAGAGUAAAAAACAGAGCCAGUAACUUUACGAAUGAGUGUAAACCUCAAACUGAUUUUAUUUUCUUACCGCCAAAACAUAGAGUAUCGUACCUUAUAUGUGCGCACUAUCAUGAACGAUUUUAUCACAUCCAACAUGAAACUGCUUUAAAUGAGGUCAGACAAUUGUAUUUCAUAACAAAAUUAAGACCAUUAUUCAAAUCGAUGCGACGAAACUGCAACGUAUGUAAAAUUUCAUCGGCAAUACCUCAAGCGCCGCAAAUGGCCUUACUUCCCCCAGCACGACUAGCAGCUUUUCAACGUCCAUUUACUCAUGUGGGUAUUGAUUAUUUUGGACCAAUGGUGGUUAUUGAGAAUCGCAAAGCACUGAAAAGGUGGGGUGUUAUAAUAACUUGUUUGACUAUCAGAGCCGUUCACAUCGAAAUCGCCCAUAGUCUUAGUACUGACUCAUGCCUAAUGUGUUUAAGAAAUUUUAUUGCCAGACGAGGAGAACCUAUCACCAUCUACAGCGAUAAUGCAACGAAUUUUCACGGUGUCGAGAACGUUUUAAGAAAGGAGUUGAAGAACAUUGAUUCCUCGGUUAUGCAACACAAGCUAGCUCAUCAAGGAAUAGACUGGAAAUUUAAUCCACCGGCAGCACCACAUAUGGGAGGAGCGUGGGAGCGACUGAUUAGAACAAUUAAGACAGUGCUGUAUCAAAUUUCGCCAUCUCAACGUUUUACGGAUGAAAGUUUACGUACUGCAUUACUUGAAGUUGAAAUGAUCAUCAACUCGCGUCCUUUAACCUACGUGUCACUCGAUAGUGAAGAUGAGGAUCCAAUAACUCCAAACCAUUUCUUGUUGGGGAGCGCUAAUGGUUUAAAACCAUUUUGUGAUGCUAAGAGAAUCGAUCCAAAGAUGUGCCUGCUACAAUCUGAGAUGUUUGCAAAUCAAUUUUGGCGACGAUGGGUGCGUGAGAUACUUCCGACAUUAACGCGUCGCGGCAAAUGGUUCAAUAAAGUGAAACCCAUUACGGUAGGAGACGUUGUGCUGAUAGUUGAUGAAACGGCUAAGAGAAAUACUUGGGUAAAAGGCAUAGUUAUCGAGACAACUGUAGCGAAAGACGGCCAAGUAAGACGAGCUAAGGUCAAAACAACAAAAGGCUUUUUGGAGCGCCCUGCCGUAAAGCUGGCCAUUCUGGAUAUCGGCAAAGUUGACGCAAACGACAUUGGGGUCGCCUGCGGGGAGGAGAAUGUUGCCGAAAAUUGCGAAUAA
Teleopsis dalmanni is the source of this 1272-nucleotide messenger RNA. RefSeq lists its product as uncharacterized. The record is from RefSeq and is a predicted model, not a curated record. The transcript has a single exon. Gene Ontology annotation, molecular function: nucleic acid binding. Lineage: Eukaryota; Metazoa; Arthropoda; Insecta; Diptera; Diopsidae. Bases 1 to 1272 code for a protein of 423 amino acids. Gene Ontology annotation, biological process: DNA integration.